ACACCAUAAUAUCACAAAGGACAAUCGUUUGACACUGAAAGUGUAAAACCUCCAGGCGAAAAUCAGAAGUAAAAUUAAGCAAAAAUGGCCGAAGAUGGGAGGAUACAGAAAAUGGAGGUGGACUAUACAGAGACGGUUGACAAGAGAAUACCGGAAUGUGAGCAACUUGGAAAGGAUGGAAAGUUGACUGAAGCAUUAGAGAUCCUGCUGUCAUUGGAGAAACAAUCAAGAACAGCAGCUGACAUGCACUCCACAGCACGCGUCCUAGUGGCUAUUGUCAAACUGUGCUUUGAGGCACGUGAUUGGGAUGCCCUCAAUGAACAUAUCGUUCUUCUCUCAAAGCGGAGAAGUCAGUUGAAGCAGGCUGUGGUUAAAAUGGUCCAGGAAUCGUGCACCUAUGUAGAACAGACCCCAGACAUGGAGACGAAGCUGAAGCUCAUCGAUACACUAAGAACAGUCACAGCAGGAAAGAUUUACGUGGAGAUCGAACGUGCUCGUCUGACGAUGACCCUUGCCAAGAUCAAAGAGGGACAGGGUGAGAUCACGGAGGCUGCGGACAUCCUGCAAGAUCUACAGGUGGAGACCUUUGGCUCCAUGGAGAAGAAGGAAAAGGUGGAGUUCAUUCUGGAUCAGAUGCGCCUCUGUCUGGCCAAGAAGGACUACAUCCGCACCCAGAUUAUCAGCAAGAAAGUCAGCUCAAAAUUCUUUGAUUCUACCGACGAAGAAGUCCAGGAACAAAAAUUGAAGUUUUACAAGUUGAUGAUUGAGCUUGACCAGCAUGAGGGGGCAUAUCUGGACAUCUGCAAGCACUACAGGGCUGUCUAUGACACGCCCCUCAUCCAGAAGGAAGAUGCACGAUGGAAGGAGGGUUUGAAGAAUGCUGUUCUGUACCUGAUUCUGGCUCCCUUUGACAACGAGCAGUCAGAUCUUAUUCACAGGGUCAGUCUGGAGAAGAAGCUGGAGGACAUUCCAAAAUACAGGGACCUAUUGAAAUGCUUCACUACCCCCGAGCUGAUGAGAUGGCAGCAAGUCUGUGCAAUCUAUGAGACCGAGUUGAAGAAGGGCUCCACUGGAAGUCCCCCGACAGAUGUCUUCGCUGAGACGGAGCAGGGAACACUUAGAUGGAAAGACCUCAGGAACAGGGUUGUGGAACAUAAUAUCCGUGUAAUGGCCAAGUACUACACCCGGAUCACUACUGCCAGGAUGGGAGAACUCUUGGAACUCUCGGGAGAUGAGGCUGAAGCAUUCCUUUCUAAGCUGGUCGAGAAGAAGACCAUCUAUGCCAAGGUGGACCGGCUAGCUGGCAUCGUCGACUUCAUGCCUCACAAGGAUCCCAAUGACAUCCUCAACUCGUGGUCCAACAACCUCAAUGACCUCAUGCACCUUGUCAACAAGACUACCCAUCUCAUCAACAAGGAAGAGAUGCAGCACCAGUUUGCUCACUGAUCCCCCGUAGCAGUUCUAAGAAAACAAAGAAUCUUCAAGCCCCCCCCCCCCCCUCUUGCAGGAGGACUUGAAUUUUUUUCGCGAGAUACAUGUAUAAAAUGAAUGCAAGAACCUCCAAGCCCCUCCCCCCCCCCCAAAACUAAAUAAAGCCCUUCGCACAAUUAUUUGAACUGUAACUUUCUGGCAAGUAAAGGCUUCUCUAAUGUAUGAAAGGAAUUUUCACUCUGAAGAGUGGGUGGAAAUCCUCUUUGUCUCACCCAGCAAAUGCGGAGGUGAGACAAAGGGAUCCAAAUGGCAUCUGUCUAAUGUCCGUCACAAGGUACUCUUUUGAUGAAUAACUUGGCAACCAUUGAUCCUCUUGUGACCAAACCUUCACUUUAUGGUGCUGACGAGGGAUGUAUGCUGAUGUCAAAGGUCAUAUGAGUUCCUAUGUUAAAUUUUACCUGCACUACACCCUUGUGACAAAUAACUUGGCAAAUGUUGAUCCUAUUAUGACCAAACUUUGGUAGGAGAUACACUUGGGGGGGGGGGGGGGGGGGGACCGUAUGUUGUUAUGCACUCACAGGUCAUGUGCUAAGGUCAAAGUUUAUUUAUUUAUUACUUUGCAUACAUGCUCCGAGUUCACCCAAACUAGGGUCAGGGAUGCUCUUCAAUGAUAUUCAUGUCAUUUGGUUACUGGAGGACAAGAAUGUUGCUAUUGCCAUGUUUGUGGAUGAAUUACACCCAAAAAUUAUUUCUGUUUUCUCUAUUAUUUUGUUUUUAAAGAUGCGAUGAUAUCUGUAUCGUUUCAUUGUUUGAUUCAAGAGGGAGGCGUGAUAACUUAACAAUCAUUUGAAUCGUGAAUAACCAAGAUAUGAAGAUGGGAAAUUAAACUUGUACGCAUGUCAACAAGUUUUUUCAAUGUGAAGUUGCAAAAUCUGUGUCAAUUUUGCAGUCACCAUGCAUCCCAAAUGAGAAGAAAGCAUGCAAAUGAAUGUGUUUAGGCAUAUUGUAUAGAGUCUCUGAAUUUGUGUGUUUAGAGAAUGGCCAAGAAAAUUUAUGUCCCAUAUUUAACACAUGUAAAACAUGAUGAACAUAUGUAUUAAAUAGAAUUGGAAGUAGUUCGAUCCUUGAUGUUUAGGCAUUUUCGUGCCCAAUUUGGGCAAUCAAGUUAAUACAAUCAUCACGCAAACAAAAGACUGUGUUCUAAUGUCUUAUGUAUGGUAUAUUGUGUUACACUUGCCCUACAUGUAUAUUAUUCUUGUGGAUAUCUUAGGUAUGUGCCCAAUUGGAGCGUGUAUACCUUGCAAACAUUGUUUGCAUCAAUAAAUAACAUUAGUUCUUAAAUAGAUGAUGAAUAAAUGUAUUCUGUACAUAUGAACGAUAA
Molecule: messenger RNA, 2812 nt
Organism: Strongylocentrotus purpuratus (purple sea urchin)
Lineage: Eukaryota; Metazoa; Echinodermata; Echinoidea; Camarodonta; Strongylocentrotidae
Gene: psmd12
Product: 26S proteasome non-ATPase regulatory subunit 12
Exons: 10
Coding region: 85-1446 (453 amino acids)
Cellular component (GO): nuclear proteasome complex; proteasome regulatory particle, lid subcomplex; cytoplasm
Source: RefSeq, a predicted model, not a curated record